UAUUUUGGUGUUUAUAUUUUAGUUGAAAAAUUGCCGGAUAGAAAAUAUACAAAACUAACUAAUGUGACGACAGAAUAGAUAUUAUUUUAUCCAAUAUGAAUAUAUUAGUAGUACUACUUAUACUGUUCAUUGUGAUUUAUUCUUGCGUCUCAUGGCUAUUACCAGCUUUGCUAGCAUGGCUUUUCAAAAGGAAGUUUCAUAUAAAGUUGAAAAUUGGAAGAAUCGCAGUGCCGAAAUUGAUUUUACGAGACGUUAGUUUGUCUAAAGACGGAUAUUAUAUUCACAUUGAUGAAGUGUCCUUCAGAAGCAGUUUUCUCAAUUCAGAGAUCAACAAGUUGCUGUCAGUAGUAAUAAAGUCAAUUGAUAUAACCAACAAUGCUGAGGAAAAAAGGAGUGUGGUUGUUGAAACAAUACUUAAACCUUUGCUGUCCAAGCAAAACUCUAAAACGGAGAGUGUCACCGAUGAUGAACUGAGUCGCUUGAACAUUUUGAGUAGAGAUCUAGUGAAUUUGAGUAACCAGAAGCUACUUGAUUUUAGAAACAAAAAGUUACCACCAAGUUUAAUAAUGUUUGCUCAGUUUAUGGGUGUUCAUAUAUUCAAUGCCACACUGAGAAUAAGUAAUGGAUCAGAAAAUGUGUGGUCGGUACAUGCAAGUGCCUCAGAGAUACAUGCAGACGGAGCGGGAGGUGGUCCAGCUAGAGCUCUGGUGUUCUCUGCAAACCUGGUGCAAGCUAAUGUUGAGAUUGUCAAGUCUGGUAGUGCCUUAGCAGAGGCUGCAUUUAGUGUCCUAAUUGAAGGAACCGUUAAAGCUGAGGAGCCACUUAAUGUUGAGAAAAUACAUACAGUAAUUGGUACACCGACAUUGCUGAUCCAAGAUGAAUUGUACCAUUUUAUAAAACAACGAAAAAAGCGAAAAAUGGUUCCUGAAUGUGAUAUAGUUGAAGACCAUUUGAGAACACUUAUACCUCGCCUUUCACCAGUAAUACCUAAGAUAUUUAGUUUAAAAGUGGACGAGACGAAAAUUAAUUGUGUAGACAACAUUACGAAGACAAUGUUUGAGAUAUCUCUGCAGAGCAGCCAGGUAAAUUCGCGGUUUAGCGCGGGCGCGAUGGGUGGGGCGGGGGUAAGCGACGCCCCCCAGGUAUACGUAGCGCUGCAGAUGGACCGCCUGCGACUCGCCGCGUCAGGAGACAAUCUGCUGUUCAUGGAUAAACUCAAACUAGACGCUAAGUUGGAGAAGUCGAUUCUCAACCUAUACCUAAUAGUGAGUACGCUAUCACUGAUGUACGUGCACGCUCGUGCGCGCCGCUGGUACGACGCUGCGUGCACGCUGCUGCGUCGCGACGGCGUUUGUGACGUCACUCCGACUACGCGCGAAGGCUGGCUCAUAACAGCGUUGCGUCGCGCGGGACGCACGUGCGGCGUGGCGGCGUGCGCAGAGCUGUCGACGGCGCGACUGCAGCUGUCGCAUGCACGCGCGCUGUCCCUCGCCUGCAACGGCCUCAAGUUCAAGAUGGAUCAGAUGCUCGAUACGAGAGAGGACGGUGGUCGGUCGUGGAGUGCGGAGGUGUUAGUGACAAGCGCAUGGGCGCGGCUGGCGGGCGCGGGGGCGGGGUCGGACGCGGAGGGGGCGGCGCCCGAGCGGCGCGUGCACGCGUGGCGCUCGGCGCUGCUCGGCGUUGCGCUCGUCAAGUGGGGCGAGCAGCGGCCAAACGACUCUAAGAUCGAAGCUAUGGUGGACAGUCUUCGGCUGGAGUGGAGUCCGGAGGUCGCGGAAACUGUGAUCUCUUUAAUGGACUGUCUCAAAGAGUACCGCAGCGCUCGGGCUUUGCCCCCGGCGGAGGCACCCCCGGAGCCUCAGCGCUUGGCACUCACAGUGUCACUAGAACAUAUUAAUGUUUUUCUGAUACUGAAUGAACGCGCGUGCGUCAUGGCGCGUAUAGAUGCGGUGUCGUUGGAGCGUACGCACGUUAAGACUGUUGCGGCCGUGUCCGGACUCAAGAUGGUCGAGAUGGUGCCUUAUAAAGAAAACGUCCACUGUCAAAAAUCCGACGAGAUCGCGUCGCCGUUUUUCCACGUGAAGUUGGCGCGGGUCGAAUUUGCCCCUUCGUUGGAACGAUACUCCACUCUCCUACAUUUUCACUUCAUUGAAAAUGUCUUCUUCGAGUGGAGCCCGAAUCUGCACCUCAAGAUAACCAACUUCGUAAGGAAGUUCAGAAGUUUUCGACAGGACAUGGCGGCGAGAAGACGCACAGAGGUAGCCAAGAAGGUCGGAAGAUCAAGGGAUUGGAGGGUCACUUUCAAGUGUGACACUAACCUCUCACUUAUUCUAUCAAAGGAAAAUAACAUGCUGUUCAAUACAGACGAUAUGAUAAUCUCGUACGACCACGUGGUCGGCCUCACGAUCGCGUGGUCGCGUCUGCGCGUGAUCAUCAACGGCGACGAGAUAAUAGUCGUCGACGAGUACUGCCAGACGCGCGCGGAGGACGACCCCGAUGUGCGCAUAGAGAGGAGCGCCAAUGAGGGCUUCCAGCUGGCUUGGAAUAAAGUCUGGUCGGUGAGUGUGGGCGUGGUCCGCGUGGCGUUUCCCUACAAGCACCGGUUUGCGGAGGCGGUGCAGGGGGACUUCGUGACGCUGUUCAAGUGGAUAAAGCUGGUGCACGGCAUACAGAAGAAACCCUUCACCGCUGAUAGCCCGCUGCCCAGCGAUCUGCAUAUUAAGAUUGACGAGUUAAUGAUCGAAAUGAGCGACGAUCCGUUCGAAGUGAAACUCCGAGACAACUACGAGCUGCUCGAAGACGAGUACAAGGAGAGCCAGAAGAGACGGGCUAUGUUGGACGCAAAGGUGCAAGAACUAUGCAAGCCACCCAUGUUCCUACCAGCGGGUAAGGUCGAGGAGCUAUACGCAGCUCUGCGUGCGAAGGACGCCCAGAUUUACGUACAACGCAGUCGCGCUGCACCGCCACCGCGUACGCGUCUAGUUGCGUGCGUGCUCACUGAGUUACGAAUUAUCGCGCUCGCAGACCCAAGCGUGCACGGUGCGCAGCGGGCUACUGCGCGUCUGAGAGAGAUAGAUGCGGACAGCCCUUGGCCAGAAGAGGGUGUAGAGUUCUCGACUCUGUGGUGCCGCGCGGUGGGCGUGUGGUGCGGCUCGUGGCAGCUUCGCCUACGUGAUUUCCCGCAGCCGCUGCUCAGUAUGACGCGACUGCGACUGUGGGGCACGCUGUUAGGUGCUGAGGAGGUGCCGCCGCCUCGAGCGGUACGCACAGUGGAGGUCGACCAGGGGGAUGGGUGGGGGCGCGUGCAGCUGGAGCGCAGCAUGAUGCCGCUCAAGUGGUACUACGACCUGUGUUGCGAGAUGACCGACUACAGCUACGCGUUCGGCCCGUGCUGGGAGCCCGUCAUCGCGCACUGCAACCUGGCAUUCGACAACGUAUCCCGCCCUUCUCUGGACCCAUCGGCACCGUUAGCGUGGUGGGACAAGGCGCGGCUGCUGCUCCACGGGCGGCUGACGGUCCAGGCGGCCAAGUUCACCUGUCUCCUGCACGUGUCCCUUGACCCUUACAACACGACAGAGGAGAUGGAGCUCACGUGGACUGAUCUCGUGCUGGAUUGGACUAAUGGCAAGCUGGGUUUCCUCGGCGAGCUUAAAGUAUUCGUGCGAACGGCAAGCAAGUACGACGACUGCCGCGUGCUGCGCAUGCCGGCGCUGCGGCUGGGCGCGAAGCUGGGCUGGCUGUGCGUCGCCGACCCGCGCGACCACUUCGCCGUCGCCCCCUGCGCGCCCACCCGCCUGCCGGAGUACUCCAGCAACCAGGAGCACGACUCGUACCGCGCGUUCCGCUCGCAAGGUUUGGACGUCCACUUGAGUAUGGACACCAAGCCGAUAGAGGGCGAUGGACCCACGCUACUGUUGUACGGCAGCACUUUGAGAUGGUUUGAGAGCCUCAAACUGAUACUAUCCGGCACGACGCGUCCGACGCGGCGCGGGCGCGUGUUCCGCAACCUGCGGCCGCGCAAGCCGCAACUGUCGCGCCACUACAGGAACGUCAGCGUGUCGCUCCAGCUGCAUAACCUGCAGGUGUUCUACUGGUCGUCAUCAUCUAUGCAGCGCGGCAUCGAGGCGCUGGGCGUGCGCGUGACGUGCAGCUCGCGUCACCGACUGUCGUUAGUAGCGGGCAGUGACGGGCUAUUGCGUCGGGCUCGCGCGAUCUGGGCCACCUUGUACACCAACUGCGAGCUGGGCGACGUGGAGGUGUGGCUGAAGACCGCCAGCCAGCCCCCGCCCCCGCCCGCUGAUGAGCGAGACGGUGAUAGGGAGGAGCGAGCGCGCACAGGCUGCAUGGAGAAAUGCUACUGCGUGUCAGUGCGGCGCGUGUCGUACGGCCGUGAAGGGGGCGGGCCGCCGGCGCACCGCCUGGCUGUCCACGACUUGCGUGGCGCAUGGACCAAACUCAACAGAGACUUGGCCUUCGCGCUGAUAGAUACUUAUAUCAAGACACAGCAAUUAAAGAAAAAUCUGUCAACGAAAGCGCUAAAAGACGAGGAGAAGCCGGCAACGACGCCAAAACACCAGCGCGAGACGGACGUGGCGUCGCCACCACCGGCGCCCACACAAGGCGGCGGCGCAGGCAUGCUGGCGGCGCUAGUAGCGGAGGCAGGCGAGGCGGGGGGCGAGGCACCGGUCGUGUUCAGCGACGAGCUGGCGGGCGCGGACGACGCCCCGCCCCCGCCGCCGCACGCGAGACAUGCCCUCGACGACUCGGACGCUCACACCGCCUGUCUGAUCGAGCUGGUGAACUCGCAAGUAGUACUCAAGGGGUGCGAAACGCGCGGCUACGUGAUCCUGUGCGCCGCGCGCGCCGAGGUGCGGCAGCGCGUGCGUCGUGCCCCGCCCGCCACCGCCUGGAGCGGCGCGCUGUCCGCCAUGCAGUACUACGCCACUGUGCAGGCGGCUGACCGGGAUCAGCUGGACGAGAACAUCCAGUGGGUGUCGGUAGAGGAGAUCGAGGAGCGAGUGGGCGGGCCCGACAUGAGCACGCUGCCCGACGUGCCCCGCCUCGUCGGCAGCGGACACUCCGCCGGCGGCGUCAUCGGUAGAACCGUCGGCCCGUCACCCGACGCCGGCUUAGCACAGCUACAACGCAUAGUGUCUCGAUGCGCGUGCGAGUUCUACUACGUGUCGCACGAGGACGGCGCGGGCGGCGCGGAGGGCGGGGGGUGGGACCCGGCGCCGCAGCCCUACGACUCCUUCACGCUCAUGCACCACGACCUUGACGUGUGCACCAACUCGCUGCAGUACGCGAUGCUACUGGACGUGGUGAACAACGUGGUGCUUCACGUGGAGCCGGAACGGCGGCGGGCGCUGGAGCGGCGCGCGCGGCACCGAUUCCAGCUGCAGCUGCACCGCGACACCGACCCCCACCCUCGAGACCUCAUCCACCGCCUGCAGACACAGGUGCGUGAGACGCUGGCGCGGCUGCGGCGGCUGGAGAAGGAGUACUACCUCAAGAACAGGAGCAUCGUCGGCGAUGAUCCCGCCGGUAUUGAGGAACUUAAACAUCUUGAUGACCAGGUGAACGAGUGCAAGGAGUCAGCUUGGUCUCUCGGCGCGGAGCUUGAUGCGAUGGUGCGGGCGUGGCGGGAGGCGCGGGGGCGGCGCGCGGGAGGCGUGGCCGCGGAGCCCCCGCCCCACCGCUACAACGAGAUCUGCUUCAAGAGCGCGCGCUGGCGGCUAACUGACGCUGAUGGCCAGCUCGGCAUCGCUGAUCUGCUGCUGACUAACUUCCUGUACACGAAGACAUCCCGGUCCGACGACUCGGUGGAACAUCAGCUGGAGGUGGGGUACGUGCGCGUCACCAACCUGCUGCCCAACGAGCCCUUCCCUGAGGUGCUGGCGCCGCAGGCCGCGUCGGGUCGUGCGCCGGUCGCGCGUCGGGCGGCGCUGCGUGUGUUCUGCCGUGACCGCCCGCCCGUCGGCGGUAUAUCUGUCAAGGAGCACUUUGAAGUCAAUAUAGUGCCUAUACGGAUCGGUCUUACCAAGAAGUUCUUUAACACGAUGCUCAAGUUCUGCUUCCCCGAGCGAGAUCCUGACACCAUGGACGAGGGGGAUGAGGACGGGGAGGGCCGGGGUGAGGGGCGUGGUGAGGGGCGGGCGCUGACCGGCAGCAAGAGGGUCAAGAAGAAGGGGAAAGACAGUAAUUCUAACUUCUACGUGAAGAGAGAUAAGAGGGAUAAGGAUGAUGUGGAGAAGAUGAAGGAGCGUGCUGAGAAAAACAAGCUGUUCAUCUACAUCAAGAUCCCCGAAGUGCCCGUACGCGUGUCCUACAAGGGCAGCAAAGAGAAGAAUCUAGAAGAUGUGCGAGACCUGCCGCUCGUGCUGCCCACCCUCGAGUACCAUAACGUCACGUGGACCUGGCUCGACCUGCUGCUCGCCACCAAGAGUGAUACCAGAAGGGUGAUCCUCUCGCAAGCCAUCCGUCAGAAACUGCAGCUGCAUCGCCGCGCCGCCGCCGCGCCUGAGCCGCUAGAGGAGGACAAAGCGCGUCUUCUGCUCGGCGAGCGUACCGGAACCGAAAACAAGCCGCAGAAAAAGAGCGCGUCGAGCGUGUUCAAGUUUUCCAAAUCAUAGCAAAAGUCGAAAAAGGUUCCGUUGAAAGACGACGACUGACUUUCGCGGACCUUUUGAUAUAUGCACCAUAUUGUUAGUAGAAGACGGUAGUAUUUUGUAGAAGACAUCUUCCAUAGAAGACAGUCUUCCAGUGUUACAAAGACUGAGGGAAUGAGCUAACUCCUUAACACUCUUUAGAAAGAGAUAGUUGUAUUGCUAUCUCUAUCACUCACUUGUUAUACACACAGACAUAAUCUUAGUAUAAUAAAAAGUUUCUAGACACUAUAUUGAUCUUCCUUCUUUGUCUAUUAGAAUGAUUGCAGUCUAGAAUGAUAAUGAUAAUGAAAAAAUAUUUUGAUUGAGUGAUAUUAUAAAUUGGAGUAUUUUUGAAGAACAAUGAAAAGUUGACUGAUUUAGUCGUUACUAAUAGUGUUAAAAUAAUCAAAAUGCCUAGAAAAACCAUACUAUUUUUAAAGAACGUGACUAGGCCCUUGCAUUUAUUAUAGCUCAAUAGUUAUGAUUUAUGAGUUUUACUAUUAUUUUUUGUCUUUAAUAAUUGACCAUAAAAGACAACUUGCAAUAAAUGUAUGUGAUUUAAAAUGAUUAUCAGCUGUUGAUUUAACUGUUUA
Aricia agestis (brown argus) is the source of this 7240-nucleotide messenger RNA. It is a transcript of the gene hob, whose product is annotated as protein KIAA0100. The coding region runs from base 96 to 6632 and encodes 2178 amino acids. The record is from RefSeq and is a predicted model, not a curated record. Lineage: Eukaryota; Metazoa; Arthropoda; Insecta; Lepidoptera; Lycaenidae. The transcript is spliced from 38 exons.